Phytomonas sp. Hart1 is the source of this 3171-nucleotide messenger RNA. The record is from the annotation of a GenBank genome assembly. Lineage: Eukaryota; Euglenozoa; Kinetoplastea; Trypanosomatida; Trypanosomatidae.
AUGAGCCCACGUCACCCCCUUCCGUUGCGCUUUGUCAGGGGCACGUGUAUGCCCCAUGACACGCGCGCCACGGCCCUAGUGGGUGCAGGGGUGCAGGCGGUAUACAAGCCUUGUGGGCUGCCCUACUACUCCCCAGCCCAGGUCGCGGCCGCGGGGGAUGGACGACGGCUUUUCACGAUCCGCCAACUCACAGGGUCUUCAAACGUCUCCGAGGCCCUCCUCGAGGGGGGGUUGGACGCCUCGGAUUCCCUCCUCGGCCGCGCCACGGAGCUCGGUGGCCCUGGUGCGAUGCCCCACCUCGCGCUGCCGCUGGUCUCCCCCCUGCGCCUGGGCCGGGUCGCGGCUGACGUCGUGAACGGCUGGACAGCCCUCCACAAGGGCCUCACCCUCCUCGCGAGCGCCCCAGGCGAAGCCCUUUUUUUGCGAAAUGCGGCCCGCAUGGGCUUGGUGGGGAGUGUUCACCGCGUGCUUUGCCGCUUGCCGUGCGGGAUCGGCCAGCGGGCAAGGCGGGAAGCCAGCCGGACGAACUCCUUCACCCGGGCCCCACGCCUUCCCGUGGCCUCACCGCCGCCGGGCGAGGUUGGGAUUCCCAUCCACAACGCAAAUGGCACCCUACCCAUGGGUAUUCCUCACGACCCUUUGAUCAAAGGCGGGUUUAUUCACUUCGGGCUUGGUGUACUGCGUUAUGAAGGCUCUCUAUCGGCCGCUUUAGACAACCGACGCGCCUUCCACGGGCGAACCUCACAAAUCGCUCAGCAAAAGAGACGUUUGAAUCAGCUUUUUCUGCCCUUUGAGUUGCGGGACUCGCACCAGAGUUUGGGCACCGAUGCGGAGGAAAUGCGCCAUAGCUCAGAUGGGGACGAAUUACCGACUUCUUCCGUGUCCAAGUGCAGGCAUGCCUGGAUACCAGAUGAGCAUUUGCUGGGUGUGUCCUUCAGCGGAGGCGGGGCUUUUUCAAGCGAUAAUGCCUCACGCCGUAAGCAGAACAAUCUCGAUGCUGAUAAUAUUUCAUCAAACCGAGAGGUACAUAUGGAAUAUAAGUUACUUGCUCUUUCACCUAACCCUAGUAGCGACUUGGCGCUUUACGAAGUCCGUGCCCACGACUUAACAAGCGAAGAGAUACGGACUCUGUUUGCCGCCGAGGGCUUUUUUGUAUUGAAUGACUUUGAGAAUGAUAAUGAGCUCGCGUUUCUGAUGGAACGUGUAGCGAGCGAAAUACGACGUACGACGCCGGCAACCCUAGUAAAUGUUCCCAUGAAUCUUCAACACAUGGUGCGAAACGGUAGUGCGGAGGAAUUGGUAUUCACCCCGCUUAUAAAACGUCCGCUGGAGUGUGCUGAUUAUCAGGCACUUCGAGGCCUAAUGGAAAGACGAGCGCAACUCGUGUCGAGUGGUGUUGUUUUUGAAGACGACCCGCUCAAGAUAGAUGGUAAUCACGCUGCAUCGAAUGGGGAAAAUGAGAGCCACGAAGGUCACAUAGAUGAGGAUUCUGAAUUUCUUUUAAAAAUAGAAAAGACGCUUCAAACUUACAACUCCAAAAGCCGCUCAAAAUACUCAAACAAUGCAUUCGAUACCAUUAGCAGCCUUCUCUUCGACGUUCUUAGUCGUCAUUCUGCUGAGGAACAACAAAAGAUUUUAAAUAUUUGCCUUGGCACCGGGGUAGAGUGCAUUGGUAUAAGCUACCCAGACCCUGCUGACUUGCCUACCAUACAUUCCAUGCAGGAACUGCAUUCGAGCUAUGAGAAAAGUGGUGGUGGGAAUUUUUUCCACCAGCUCAAAAACCAGUACGUACAGGGUAUGAAGUUUAUUUCUCAUUACAGCCUAGGGGCAUCUGACAGCACGGGUACUGUGCAGGUGGAUUCUAGUUGGCUUCUUCGUCAACCCUCUCCAAACAUAUCGAGAAGUAGUCCGAAAAUUUCUCAAGGGAUGUCAGCUAGUUUUAUAGCGGAUGUAUCAGUUUCAUUCGCUGCGGCUUUGCUCUCAGCACCGGUGUCUGCCGUUGGAGAAGAGAAAGAAAGAAUGGACGUUAUGAAUUCCAGUACGAAAACACCCUUGCAAUCACAUGAUCAAAAUUCGUCCGCCAUCACCCCACCGCUGCUUACCAAUUCAUCGGUAACUCAAUCGGAAACGAGUACGGCAAAUGGCGCUAAUUCGAUCCAGGCCCACCCUCUCCACCACACGGUCAUUCCUGUUGUGUACCAGGAGUGGUUUAAGGAUUGGUUUGAGGCCCAUACCCCCCCUAGUAAGGGGGAUUCAUCCCAUCAAGAUGGGAUGCUUUUGCCAAUGCCCUUGUUAACGCCGUGGCAUCACGCCGUACCCUUUAUUCGAGCGGAAGAGUUGGGCGACUUUGUCUGUGCGAUCUGCGGCGGCACCGGGCAUCCAUGGCAAUGCUGUCCACGACGGCCCGAGCUCCUGAUCCACCCAUUACCACCCCCUCCAUCCCGUAUCACGGGGGAAGAGGAAUCGAACGCGAUACAUUCAACCAUCAGGGGCUCCGUGAGCAGUUCGAGGGGGUUCUCUGUGAUGAACUCGGAGCCAUUGGACUCCCUAGAAGACCUCACCAGCGCCCUGGCGGCGGCCGAGGACUUUCGAGCGGAUAGAAGCCUCUCUAGAGCUGAGGGUGGGGCCCUGAGAAGGGGGGUGACAGGGCCCUUUUCCCCUUCUGAUAUAAUAGCGGUUCCAAAUCAGGCCCCGACCCUCGCUUUUCACGCCAACGCGCUGCUUCGAAAGCGGGGGAAGCCCACCCCACCUCGCCGCGCGCGGCGCUGCGCUUAUUGCCAUGGCCGCCAUUCCCUCGCGGACUGCCCUGGGCUGUCGGGGGCGGACGUCCCGGUCUCGACAGGGGUAUCGUCCUCCCUCCUGCGUGCGCACGCCAAACGGCUUUUCUGUAUUCAUUGCGGGGCCACAGGGCAUCUUUUCGCGGACUGUCCGGGCCUCCCAGCGGAGUCCCGCUCUCCCUCGCGCUGCCAGAUCUGCGGGGGCGACCACACACCCCUCCGCUGCCCUCGCCGCCGAACGCCACCGUCGGGAUACUUCGCGAAUGGCAUCCCGCAGGAUCUCGCGAAGGAUCUCCAGAGGGAUUCCACCAAAGACACCCUGCCAAAGAAGACGCGGCGGGGGGGGUCGAUGCUGAUCGCCGACAGUUUUGUGAGCUCGAAAUUCGGGGCUUAG